CACAAAGCGCGCUAAAGCAAACAGUCAAAUCUUUGUUGUCACCGACUUUUCAGCUAAAACUUGGGCCCUACAAUGGAAACAUGUGACAGCUUCAGUUUAAUGGUAAUGUACGAGGACGAGUCGGUGGAAGUUCGUUACAGAAACGGAACUCAGGUCCAGCUGGCACCGUGUGGCUGUGAGUUUAUGCUGGUGAAAGCCCCGGACCUUCACGGACAUCAUCCACUGCAGCCCACUGAGCACGUCCGUCAGAGAACCAGGUUCACUAUCAGCAAAUACAAAGAAAUGAUGGUUGCCGCUUUGGCUUUCAGGAAUAAGUAUGCCAGCCGACCGUAUCUGCCAGAAGAACUCAUCCCUGCUGACCACAAGAAGCCAUUUUUCAGCAUUGAAUCAGAUGUUACAUGGCCUGAGUUUUCAUCCGUCGAGACUGAGCUCGGACCUGGAGGCAGCAUCACUGUCAGGUCAGAGGAGGGACGAGCCUGGUUGGAGCUGUCGCCCUCAGGUGAAGACUUCUCCGUGGACUUCGCAUGCGGCUUUAGUCAGCCACCAAAUCACCGUCAGGACAUUCAGAGUUCACACAAGGGUGCUGACUGCAGCUCGGAGAGUCGGCAACAAGCGAGCAGUCUGAUCUGUGACAACGUGGAUGAUCAGAGUAAACCUGUUCAUCAGAGGAGAGGGAGGAGAUCAGAGCCAACACAAACAAAGUCUUGUUCUCAAACGAACAGCACUGCUCAGCUAAAGCCUGAACAGAGGUACCAGUCCACUACAGUGGUGCAGCAUCACUCCUGCUGUGCAGUUCCCCCCUCAUGGAGCUACCCUCUGUCCUUGGCUCGACAUCAGUGGGCAUCUCAUUUCUCUGAAUGUAAAGAAGCAGAAGGAAGCAGCGGUUCUAACCAUUCAGAUAAUAAAGUGAGCGUAUCUAACUCAUCACAUGAGGGAAGAAGGGUUCACCUUCCUCCAGCUUUGCCUCUUACGUGUUCCUCACCUCACUGGCAUAGGUGGAAGUUUAAAGACCCUCUGGUCAAAGAAGAGGAAUCAGACCUUCCAACAGGGCUUGUAAAAAUUGUAUGGUGUCAAGCAGUCACAUACAGAGUACUGAGUGGAGCGGUCCCGGUCAUAGAGAUUUAUCCAGGCGAUGGGUCGGUUAUCAGGUCUAACGGGGUCCUGAACUCUUAUUUCACUCAUCACAAACCUAGACUCCAGGCAGAAGAGGUCAAGGACUUGACGUACCAUUUAAACCGUCUUCCUCCUGACGUACCUGGGCAGGUGUACUCUUUGUACUCUAUUGUCAGUCGGGCAAGUAGAAUCCUUGCUUGCUACAAUCAAGCCAAGCUGAAGUGUCCUGCAACACCAAGCUGCCUGCAAGAGGAUGGACAUUUUUUUAAUUCAACGUUGUCUGAACAAAAUCCAUCAAGUGAUGUGUUUAUGAAGUCACAUGUGGAUUUACCACAAACAGCAGAUAAUCUGUCAAAUCUUGCUGCUGCAGAACUGGAGAAGAUAAAGCGAUUCAACUUUCUGCUGGAGAACAGCCACCUGCUGAGAAUAGAGAGCAAACAGAGAAACUCAAAAGAAAGUUCUCCUGAGAUCACCCCUGACCCAGUAAAUGAGGACUAUGUUGCUGAAGCUCUUCAGAGGACCUCCAAAGCCAUUCAGGACAUUGAUGCUGUCAUAUCUGCAGCAACACUAACCUGAGAAUUCUUAACAUUAGUUUAGGAAAUAAGACAUGCUAGGUAUUAGUUACUGGCUAUCACGGCUCUGCACUGAUAUGUGGACAGAUUUUAAAUUAUAGUGAUUGCUGUAUUUUAGAUCAACAUCCUACCUUUAAAGUUAAAUACAAGCAUAGAUCCAAGCCAUUCUGUGUUUAUUUGUUAUUUAUUGUUUGGUUUGUUUAUUUUUCUGUCAGUAUCAUGCGCGGGAACAAAAUAAAUUCUAUUUCAAAGACAAGUAAUAUUUUUAAGUAACAUAAAAACCCAGAACAAUGGGCACCAGAGACCCCCUAAAUGUGAAAGCUUUGUAACUAUGUGGUUAAAAAAGGAUGCAGGAACUUUGCUAAUGUCACACUAAUGCCAAAAGGUUUAAACAUAUUUGUUUGCAGUGUUCAUAUUUCAGGAAGAAAAAGAAAUUUCAAAAUUUGUGAAGUCACUGAGAUGACAAAUGUUCACAAUUCAAGACAUUUGUGGAGCAGCCUAAUCAAUCAUCUCAACACUGAGCAGGUUAACCUGCACUCCUGUUAUUUGAUGGAUUUUUAUGUGUGGAUGCCAUCUACUGGUGAAACAGGGUAUAGCAGCCUUUGUGUGCAGCAAUCCUUUUCUUUUUCUUAAAACCUCUUUAUGCUUUCCAGUCAUUGCACGUUUCAAGUCAACCAACUUUGCAAAUGUCAGCAAAAUUCUGUCCACAGAUAAAAUUUAAAUCGUUAUAUAAUAUGUUGACACAAAGUGCAUCAAAUUUAUUUAUUAAUUUUUAUUUAUUUACUGUUAUUUUAUUAUUAUACAUUAUAAUGUACGUUAUUCAUACCACUUUCACUUUCUUGUGUAUAUAACUGUUAUGUUGGUUAUUAUUAUGUCUUUAACUUAUUUCCAGAUAUUUUCAGUAUUAACACCAGUCCUAUCUAUGUUUGGUUCACUGUUACUUUCAGUAACACUAAUAGACUGCACACUUUUUGAAUAUAAAGUGACAAUUCAAAUAAGUGAUAUACCUUAUCUACUGUGUUGCCAUUUUGGAUACAUUUUUUAUAAUAAGAGAAUUCAUUAGAGUAAUAAAACUACAAUACAGUUUCUUCUGCUUAAAACAUAUUUUAAAUUCACUAAACCUGAGUAGUUUCAUGUUUAAUAAGUUAUGUACAUGAAAUUAUUACUUUGAUGGGGAAGAGUAUGAAUUUAGUGCAGAGGUUAAAUGUUAGAGAAAAGUUUUAGUUAGUAACAUUUAUUGCAUCUUUAUUCAGGCUUUUUUAUUUGAUGUUUUCAACAGUUUAGAAUAUGUAGUAAACAUGAUGAAAUACACACUGCAAUGCAUCUAAUGUAAUAGAUCUACUCUAUAAUUUUAAAAAUGUUGAUUUUGUGAUUUUGAGUAGUCGUUAACUGGUAAUAAGUAAUUUUAUUUAUAAAUAUUUUGUAUGGUAUUGUGUGAUAGUUUAUUUUGAUGUGAUUUCAAUAAUUUUUUAUGUAAAUGUAGGUUUGUGCAAAUAAAUGUCAGGAAUCAACAAUAAAAUUACAUAUAUUAUUAA
Molecule: messenger RNA, 3220 nt
Organism: Austrofundulus limnaeus
Lineage: Eukaryota; Metazoa; Chordata; Actinopteri; Cyprinodontiformes; Rivulidae
Gene: cunh5orf34
Product: chromosome unknown C5orf34 homolog
Exons: 11
Coding region: 73-1689 (538 amino acids)
Source: RefSeq, a predicted model, not a curated record